Molecule: messenger RNA, 1152 nt
Organism: Frankliniella occidentalis (western flower thrips)
Lineage: Eukaryota; Metazoa; Arthropoda; Insecta; Thysanoptera; Thripidae
Source: RefSeq, a predicted model, not a curated record
AUGUCAAGAAUGUACCAAAUAGAGGCAUACACAUACGAAGUAUUGCUACCAGCUAUGGAAAACAUUGCCCACCUAACUGAUCCCUUGCCGUGGCCUAGGUGUGAAUUUGCCGACGUCCAAGGCCCACCACCCCACACGUUGGUGCUGUUAGACAUGCGUCCCGAGGGCUUCGUCAUGGCGGACCGCAGCGUCUUUAUGGACGAAGCACACUGCCGUUUGGCUCUGAAGCAGCUCGCCCGCUUCCACGGCGCUGGCUUAGCAUUGAAGCACCUCAAACCAGAUCAUUUCGAAGAGAUAAAGAAAAGGCUAAAUUUAAACAUCUGGGACACAGUGGAGCUGAGAGCGAACAUGAAACCGUACAACUCAGCCAUGGUCCAAGUCCCACAUGUGGUACAGGACAAGUUCCCAGAAGGCAGCGACAUCCAGACGAGACUCAAGAAGCUUUUCGGGGCUUUCAAGGAGGAUAGUAUUGCGCUAAUGGGGCCGCUGGCUGGCCCUGGAUACACCAUCAUACACAACGACCUGCACGUCAACAACAUGAUGUACCAAUACGAUAAGGUCACCAACGCUGUUACGGAUUGCCGCCUCAUUGACUUCCAGAUGUCUGUGUACGGACUUCCGGCGCUUGACAUCGUCACCAUCUUACUAGUUUGCACUGAAAAGCCGAUGCGCGACCUGCACUGGGACAGCCUUUUGGAGGGGUACCACCAAGAGCUUCUCGCAACUCUGAGCGCUGCUGGUUGUUCGGAACCUGAAAAACUGCGAAGCCUGUUACGCGAGACGUGGUCUGGCGUUUACCUACCUAGUUUUAUCACGAGAUGAUGGCAAUUAACAUGACGUCAUCUUAAACCACGUCUUCGCUAUAAGUGAGAGGCCUCCAAGUAUGCCGAGAUCAGCAAAAAGCAGAUCCGUCCUUGUUAGUCAGGGACCGUUUUCUGAUACACCUUUGUUCAGCGACAGUGAAAGGCAUCUAAAGUGGACUGUGUCCAAAUCACUAAAAAACAGAUACGUCGUUUUCUGAUGCUUCUUUGCCCCCCCCCCCCCCCCUCCCCCCGAAGAAUGCUCAACAAACAUUAUAGCUGUCGCUGCUGUGUUGCACUUUCAUUGAUAAGAUUGUUUUUUGUUCUUUUUUGAAUACAUCUUGAACCCUUA